GUGUGAUGCAGAGGCGACGCCGAGCGGGUGGAGCUCUUGCCGCGCUCCCGCGUCCUCGGCGAACACACACCCACUAAGCUAAAGCCAGGGGCCGAGCCAACGCCCUGACCUUGAGGCGAUAUCCUAGCACGUCAAGGACAGACGACGCCGCUCGCUGCCAUGCAGGAGUUCCAGUCCAUCCCCGGCCUGGCGGGGCGGCUGUUCGGCGGGGCCGCGGCCGCUGACCUCCGGCGCGCGCAGGCGCAGCAGGGCCCCGGGGCGCGGUGCGGCGGGGUCUCGCCGGCGGCCGCGGCGCCCGAGGCGGUCAAGUGCCCGCGGUGCGAGUCCACCAACACCAAGUUCUGCUACUACAACAACUACAACCUGUCGCAGCCGCGCCACUUCUGCAAGAGCUGCCGCCGGUACUGGACCAAGGGCGGCGUCCUCCGCAACGUCCCCGUCGGCGGCGGCUGCCGCAAGGCCAAGCGAUCGUCGUCGUCGUCGUCCCCCUCCUCCGCACCGUCCACCCCCACGUCGGCCACGGACGCGAAGAACCCGCGCCGCGCCUCUGCGUCCUCCCCGCGCUCCAACAGCGGUAGCGGCAGCGGCAGCGCCAGCCCCACGGCUGCCGUGGCAACGGCCCCGACCACCCCGGCCACGCCGUCGUCGAACAGCAUCGGCCUCACGAGCCACCACACGAACCCCUUCUCGACGGUCGACGUGGCUCCGCCGGCGCCGAUAUUCGCCGACCAUGCCGCGGCGCUGGCGUCCCUCUUCGCGCCGCCCCCGCCGCCGCCACUCCCGGCGUUCACCUUCACAGCGCAGCCGAAGGAGGAAUCGGCCGCCGCCGCCGCCGCCUCGGCGCAGCAUCUUGCCGGGCAGGCGGUGCCGUCCGAGGCGCCCUCAUCAGUCUCGACCGACAUGACCCCGUUCGCGUCCCUGGACACGUCCGGGAUGUUCGACCUCGGCGACGCGUCGGCGGCGGCGUACUGGAACGCCGGGAGCUGCUGGACGGAUGUCCAUGACCCGUCCAUGUACCUACCCUAGCUCGCCCCGGUUUAGUUACCUAUCGCGAUCCCUAGAUUAAAGCCGUGGUGAAAUGCUUCUUAACGACGACCACGAGCUACGUCUACUACUCCAUCUCCAUCUCCAUGUUCCACUGCCUCUGCCUCUCCAUCUCUGUAACUUCCUCCUCCUUCCGCCUCGUCUUUCUUGAUUUGGCUGCACAGGCUGCGUCCUGCGUGUAAGAAAGCUAACCUCUGUGUGCGUCGUGUCUGCACUCUGCGAGUGGAUCGAUCGUUGUCGCUGCAAUGGAAUUAAUCGCAAUAUUAAUUUCUUUUUUUUCACUCAUAAA
This is a messenger RNA of Setaria italica (foxtail millet), 1333 nucleotides long. RefSeq names its product dof zinc finger protein 4-like. The record is from RefSeq and is a predicted model, not a curated record. Gene Ontology annotation, molecular function: DNA binding; DNA-binding transcription factor activity. NCBI's taxonomy places the organism in Eukaryota, Viridiplantae, Streptophyta, Magnoliopsida, Poales, Poaceae. Bases 160 to 1026 code for a protein of 288 amino acids. Gene Ontology annotation, biological process: regulation of DNA-templated transcription. The transcript has a single exon.